UAAAGUUAUCAUGGAUUUGGGCGUGAUCAGAAAAGCGUCUUACAGACACAUUGUAACAUUUCACGGAGCCUUGUUUCACGAGGGAGAUUGCUGGAUUUGUAUGGAGUUGAUGGACCUUUCAGCUGAGCUGCUUUACCGUUAUGUACACCACUCUAUUAAUGACAUAAUUCCCGAGGCAAUUCUAGCACAAGUAGCUUUGGCGACUGUACGGGCUUUGAUGUAUCUGAAAAAUGAGUUGAAGAUAAUCCACAGAGACGUGAAGCCUAGCAAUAUCCUUAUUAAUAAACACGGUGCUAUAAAGCUCUGUGACUUCGGAAUUAGCGGAGUGUUAGUGGACUCCAUAGCCAGGACCCAUGAUGUAGGUUGCAGACCAUAUAUGGCCCCUGAACGUAUCGACCCACGAGAAAAAGAUGGAUACGAUAUCAGAUCGGAUGUAUGGUCCAUGGGUAUAUCCAUGAUUGAAAUUUCGACAGGUUCAUUUCCAUAUAGGUCUUGGAACAGUGUAUUUGACCAAUUACAGGAGGUAGUGACAGGAAACCCUCCGAAGCUACAAGACAUGCCCCCCAAAAUCACUUUCACAGCCAAUUUUCACCGCUUCAUUGAUAGUUGCUUGAAGAAGGAGAGGAAGGAGAGGCCAAAGUACAGUGGACUGCUGAAGUCUUCGUUUCUGGAGAAAGCUACACACGAUGACAUAACAGAUGUCCAGGGUUGGAUGGAGCGGAUUUUGGAAAAGACAAGUGAAAUACCUCUGCCUCAACCGAACAGAUAGCCUUUUUUAGAAUCAACUCAAAUUUGCACAUUGAAGAAGUGUACUUUAGGAUCAGCUUAAUCAGUCUUAACCGUUCCCCUUAUUUUGAAAUCCAUUUAAA
Symsagittifera roscoffensis is the source of this 869-nucleotide messenger RNA. Its product is annotated as dual specificity mitogen-activated protein kinase kinase 2-like. The coding region runs from base 11 to 769 and encodes 252 amino acids. The record is from RefSeq and is a predicted model, not a curated record. The transcript has a single exon. Gene Ontology annotation, molecular function: JUN kinase kinase activity; ATP binding. Gene Ontology annotation, biological process: protein phosphorylation; MAPK cascade. NCBI's taxonomy places the organism in Eukaryota, Metazoa, Xenacoelomorpha, Acoela, Convolutidae.